AUGCCCCACUCGUACUCCGCCCUCUGGGGCCCUCGUCGCCUGCUAUCCGGGCCUUUGUCUCCCGCCCUCCGGGGCCUUUGUCCUCCGCCCUUCUCUGCCGUCGUCGUCUGCCGUCGUCCACUGUCGCCUCCCUCGCCCUCCACCCUUGCCCUCCGCCUUCGUCUCCCGCCCUCCUCUGCCGUCCUCGGCUUCCCUCCACCGUUGUCCUCCGCUCGUGUCCGCCUUCAUCCACCCUCGUCUCUCUCCUUAUCCUCUGCCUUCGUCCUGCGCCCUCGUCCGCUGCCUUCUUCUCCCGCUCUCAUUCUCCGCCCUUGUCCGCCCUCAUUCUCCGUCCUCGUCCGCCCUCGUUGUCCGCCCUUGUACGCCCUCGUCCUUCGACCCGUGCACGCGCCGUCGUCCUUCGCCCUCGUUCUGACCUGCGCCCUUGUCCCCGGCCCCCGUCCUAGCCCUCGUCUCCCGCUCUUGUCCCCCGUCUAG
Molecule: messenger RNA, 477 nt
Organism: Trametes versicolor FP-101664 SS1
Lineage: Eukaryota; Fungi; Basidiomycota; Agaricomycetes; Polyporales; Polyporaceae
Exons: 1
Coding region: 1-477 (158 amino acids)
Source: RefSeq, a predicted model, not a curated record